AUGGUGGCCGAGAAAACUCAAAAACUCGGCCAUCAGCUUUUUUUUGGUUUUUUGCUGAUUUCUGGGGGUUUUCUGAAAAAUAGAAGAACAGUCAGGUGGUCUAGAAAAUGCAAAAACUCGGCCAUGAACGUUUUUUUUCAAAUUUUUUGUGAUUUUUUGUUGGUUUCUAGGACAACACUUGUGCACCAAGAACGCCUUCAAAAAAUUGCUGAAAGAAACGAUCGUCCAUUUCUGGUGUCAGUUUUUUAUUCGAAUAAAAACGAGAAGACGGAUUCCGAAAAAUUGGGAGCCAAAAAUCAAUUUGUCAAAUUCAUAAUGGAAAUAAUUUCGAAAAUCGAAAAUGCCGAUGAGCUGUGUGGCAAAAAGAUUUUUGAGAAAAUUCGAGAAAAUUCGGAUUCUGAAGACGUCAAAUCUUGGACCAACUGGAUUCUGGAGAAUUUCAAGAAUUCUGGAAAUUCUGGAGAACUGGAAGUGACAUUUAUGAUUGGCAGUCGUGAAGUGUCAGGACUCGCACGAUCUGAAAAUUCGGAAAAUUCUGAAAAUGAUAAAUUCAUGGUUAUUAUGGGUACUAUAGGUACAAUGGGUACUAUGAGUACUAUGGGUACUUUGGGUGCAAUGGGUACUAUGGUUAUUAUGGGCUCUACGGGUGCUAUGGGUACUAUGGGUAUCAGCUUGAUUGGUGAGUCAUGGGAUCAUGGAGAUAAUGGGUACUACAGGUCUUAUGGGUACCAUGGGUACUAUGAGUACUAUGGGUACUAUGGGUACUAUAGGUCCCUUGGGUACUAUGGCUACUAUGGAUUCUAUGGGUACUAUGGGAAAAUGGGCAAUUUUCGAUCGAAAAAUCGACUUUUCUGA
Molecule: messenger RNA, 855 nt
Organism: Caenorhabditis briggsae
Lineage: Eukaryota; Metazoa; Nematoda; Chromadorea; Rhabditida; Rhabditidae
Exons: 5
Coding region: 1-855 (284 amino acids)
Source: RefSeq, a predicted model, not a curated record